ACGAGACAUACACAUACCUACUCAACAAAACAAAUGUCCGAUUCGUUCGCCCAUUUCGUAAGUUCCUCUGUUCAUAAUUUCGAUUAACGCCCUAAAAAUAAUUUAAUCCAAUAUAUUUUGGGCAAUUUUGAAUUGAUAAUUUUGUUUACUCGAAUCCACAAAUAUUAGGUAUUAAGUUUUGAUAUAUUUCUUCCAAAUUUUGAUGUUUUACUAUUGUCGAUACCUACGAUACGUAGACGAAAGGAAUCAAGUUUCAUAAAUAAUGGUGUUUGCGUUUGCAUAAGUGUUGGGAUAUCUAAGACGUGUAACCGAAUAUAGAAUUAAUAACAAUGUUUGCCCCUCAAGAUGGCAGUAAAUUGUGUUCACCUUUCACCUACGAGUGAAUAGAGUUGGUUUCGAUCAUCUAUGUGCCGCUGGUUGUUGCUUAUACGAGGUAUGUGCACUGACUCCUUGGAGCAGUGUAUGCGAUGGUGAUAGCAAAGAGUAAGAAGGUCAAACCACAAAUGAACAACACAAUCAAGAACAUGGACUAUAACUGGACCCCUGGACCAGAGCCACCUAAUAACCAAGAUGUGGGAGUACCCAGGGCAAUUUUCAUUCCACAUUCGAAUUCGUUACCGUUUGAAGAGAGACGCGUAACUUUGGAACAGCCAGUAAAGAUCGGCCGGAAUGUUUAUCGCGCGACUCCAAGCCCUACGAAUACUAUAUUUGAAUGCCGGGUGCUCUCUCGGCAUCACGCUACGCUGUACUACGAUAAAGGCCACUUUUACCUCGUGGACAAUCAGAGCAGCAACGGCACGUUUAUCAACAACAACCGGUGCUCUAUAUCCAAAGAGCAGGAGCCCCAUGAAGUGUUUUCAGGUGACGUGGUCCAGUUCGGCAUACCCGUUGUUGAGAAUGCAAGCAAUUCAGAAAAGCCUCAAAGCACCAUUCCUCCACCAUCUUCUGAAUAUUUGAACACGUUUCCUCCAGUUGUGGCCCUCCUCAAGUUGUAUCACCCCGAUGGAAAGGAGGCGAAACUCUCAUUCAAUCCCACCAUGACCACACCGCUGCACCUCAAGGAACUUUACCAAUUAAACAGUUUUGUACAGGAAGCGAUACAACGCGAGGCGUCAUUGGAGAGUCGAUUGCGGACGUUACGCGAGUUCGUGGAGCGGACACGCUCCGAGGCGCAGGCGUCGUGGGAGCUGUUCGUUGGCGAGCAGCGGCUGCUGAUGCGUGUUCACACCCUGGAGACGAUGCUCUCGGUGGGCAAGCAGCCAGAUGCGCAAAACGUCGCGCAGUUACUCAGCGAUAAGAGGAACUAUCAGGAAGUGGCGCAGGAGAGUCUCCGCGUGGCGCACGAGCAGCGGCUGGCGUUGGAGGAAUCGCUUGAGCGACGCAACCGCGAGGCCACCGCGCUGCAUCAGCACAAUUGCGCGCUGCGACUCGCCGCCAACAACGCGCUCGCCGAGCUGCAGAAGCUGGCAGCGCGAUGCGAGCGUAAAAUGUGCGCUGCGCGGCUAGCUAUCACCGCCGCUGAGGAACGGGAGCAGGCCGUCCGCAACCAUCUACCGCUCACGUAUUCGAUACAAAACGGCGAAGCGAAAAUGUUGGUCUUGAGUACAGACAGCAACAAACUGCAGGAGGCCGAAUGCGACGGCACGCUCGACGACGCCGUGAGAGCGUUGCCCGACUAUAUCAAGCUACUACUGCCUCAGCACUUACUCAAUAUGGCUGGCAUAAAGGCGGUAUCGGCGCAAGGAAAAUCUGCCAAAGAAUUCGAAUUGAUAUUAAAGAAAAAUAACGUUUAUAAUAAUUCAGAUUUAAAAGAAACCACGGAGGAGAGUGGCAGUGGCAGCGGCGAAGAAAAAUCAGGGGAUCCCGAUUCUGGAGCUGACGAGGAGAAACAGCCUCUCCUGAAUCAUGAAAGUGGCCUCGAGGAGUGUCCGAGUCCAGUAGAUGGAGAAUCAGAUAAUAAUGCUAACUCCACAUUCAGUGAGACACUCAACAAAGAUACCGGGCACAAAGCGAACGUGGAGUACGCGAACGUGCUGCGCGUGAUGAGCGGGCUCAACGAGGAGAUCAAGGUGCUGCGCUCGCGGCUCGGCGGCGCGCUCGCCGAGCUCGAGCAGCUGCGGGCCGUGCGCGACGAGCUCCUCGCGGCCGCAGACCCCGCCGCGGCCGGCGACGACGCCGCCGCCGCCCGCGCCAAGAUCCUCGACCUGCAGGCACAAUUGACCCGUUCGACUGUCGCGGAGGAAGCGAAUCUCGCUGAGAUUCAACGGUUGGCGUCCAACGCGGCAGAAAUGCAGGCACAACUCGCGUUCCGACCGACGCGCGCCGAAGUCGACGACCUCACCGCUGUCGUCGAUAGAUUGCGCGCCGAUCUCCUGGCUAAGGACCAGCUACUCGAACGACAACGGGCCGUAAUCGACAUAGAGAAGAAAACCACGGACAGAGCGAUCGAGACCACACCGUCAAUCGAGGACUUACAAAAACUCGAAGAUAGUGAAGAGAAAAUGGACGCGGGACAGAUCUCGGCCGAGAUCGACGAAAUGUUUCGGCUCGAUGACGAGGACGACGACGACACCGAUUCGGCGUCCACGGAGAUCAACAGAGACGAGAGCGGAGUGAGCGAGCGCGCGACAAGCGAGUUCAUUCGUCUUGACGACGAACAGCGGUUACAAGUGACGUUGCAAAACGGGUCGUUGCACGCCCUCGAGGAGGAGUUAGUCCGCGCGAAGGAGCGAUGGGCGGAAGUGUGCGGUGAGCGCGCGCGGCUCGCAGAACAACUUGCGCAACUACAACGCAAGCCGCCGCCGCGCGUCUCCGCGUCGCAGCUGGCUGCACUGUGCGUGCCACUCCUCGCCGCAGUACUGUACUACCUGCUGCUGCCGCACAUCUCCUGAUGGACGGCCACCUGGGACCCACCCGGAUAUGCGUAGCCGCCGCCUCCCUCGGACGCGCCGUCGGUUCCGAUUCAUUGCUCACUCUCUUCGACUAUACAUAUUGUAACUUAUAUAAGUCGUGACUUCUUCCAAUAUACCCGAGCGAUUUUGUAAUCUCGGCAGAACCGACUCGUACCAGCCGCCCCGCUGCCAGUACCUUAACGAUUCGAAUAUUAUAUGCGCGCUUAAUUGUCGGGCGAGGGUUCGGGCGUUUCAAUAUUAGUGUAAUUUAGUACCUAUAUAGUUAUAAUGAUAGAUCGGACGUCGAUAUAUUGAACGAUCUCGGUCCGGUGAUAGAUUGUAUUCGGCGGCUGGUGCGAAUCGAGGACAUGGAAAAUUGUUAUAAUACUAGAUUGAGCUUGAAACGAAAGUGCCAUUUAUUGUUGGAAGUGGCGGCGCGACGCCGCGGGGACGGUGAACGUUGUUAUAGCAUGUAUAUAUCCCUAGUAUUGUUUCUGUAAAAAGUGUCAGUAUCAUAUUUGAUAGAUUUAAAUUGAUUGUUGAUAUCUGCCAUAAUAAAUAACUGUAAAUUUUAUAUAUUAAGGCCUAACGACUGUCCUAAGUUAUGAUAAUUAUUGUUGUACGAGGUCUAUCGAAAUUCUUAACUGAACGAGUUAGAGACUCAGCCCAAUUCUCUUGUUGAAUAUUUAGAUAUUGAUGAUAUUUCAGUGUGUUCACUCGUUUGAGGUUAUGGCGCUGUUCGCGAGCCGCAGAAAGCUUUUGCAUUGCUUCCCGGACUACACAUAUCAAUUGUACAGAUUUUCAUGUGUGGGCAUUUGAUCGUCGACAACUUGUCAGUUUUUCUUCGAAUCGUUUGCAUUUUUCUAGUCUUUUAGAAUCGACGUUAAACUUUUUGAACAAUGAUCGAUAAUUUGUUCAUUUUCUUUUUUUCUUAUUUACAAUUAGCCAGCCUAGAUGACCUUCGAUAUUAUUGUGUACGCAUUUAAUGUGCAGCUCUGAUGUUUUUGAUUGAUAUAGCGUUAUAAUUUUGAGUUGUCGUAGCGGUACUCAGAGGUUAGUUUAGAGGUUUUGCGUAUAAAGGUUUUUGAUAUGGUUUUGUUGUUCAUAAGUGCCACUCACAAAUUGCCUCGAAUCAGUUGUUUUGUUUUUGUAUUGUAAUGGGAUGUGGAUAUCUCAUAUAAUAAAUAAUGAGGGAUUAGACAAAAAGCUGAGCUCUGUAGUUAAAGGCCGGAACAUCGGAUGCGUUAGUUUAGCGAGGUGCGCGACUCCUCCCGUCUCGUCUUGUGGUCUUCUGCGAGCGUUGUGUGUAUCGGUCUGAACUUGAUCGCUUAGCUCUGUGAUUUAAUGCCCAAUAGGUAAUUUUGUAACAAACUUGUAUAACUAACAAUUUAUUAUAUUUGUAGAAUUACUAUAACUUUACCACGUUGAAGUCCACUAUCUAUAAAUAUUUAUUAUUUUAUUGUUGCACUGAUUUUUGUUAUAUUCAAUGUUUUAUUUUGUGUUUAAACCACCUUACUGUAAAUAGAUCGUAUUAAUAUUUAGUUUCAAGCUGUCGAAGACUUUAUGUUGUAUUUUGUAAAGUAAAAUUACUAUAACAUUCAAUGUGGAUGUACUGAUAAAUUUAUUGG
Messenger RNA from Achroia grisella, 4519 nucleotides. It is a transcript of the gene Slmap, whose product is annotated as sarcolemmal membrane-associated protein. Gene Ontology annotation, molecular function: protein binding. The record is from RefSeq and is a predicted model, not a curated record. Bases 468 to 2891 code for a protein of 807 amino acids. NCBI's taxonomy places the organism in Eukaryota, Metazoa, Arthropoda, Insecta, Lepidoptera, Pyralidae. The transcript has 14 exons.